GCUCUCCUCUGCAUAGUGACGCACGACGUGCUGCGUCACCUCCACAAACAACAUGGCGGCGGCCUGGCGGAGGGUGUACAGCGGACUGUCUGUCAGAGUUUCUUCAGUGAGCUGCAGCAGAACGCUCAGUACAGGUCAUGGCUUGCUGCCCCGCCCCCGGCCCCUCCCUCUUCUGUUAGUGACAGGUGGAGGUUACCUUGGUUACCAGCACUACAGGAGGAAGGGCCAGCAGGAUGAAGAGGCUCCGCCCCACCUGGCCACGCCCACACAGGUGGCGUUGUACCACUCCUUCCCAACUCGCUUGCUGUCUCGGGCCUGGGGUCGUCUGAAUGGGGUCGACCUCCCCACCUGGCUGCGAAAGCCUGUCUACUCCCUCUACAUCUGGACCUUUGGGGUCAACAUGCAGGUCAGAACAGCCAUGGGUGUGGCUAAUGAUUGGGAUGUCAUGUGUCUGAUGGUCGGGGUGCCUGAUGGUUGGAGUAUCAGCAUGUGUCUGAUGGUCGGGGUGCCUGAUGGUUGGAGUAUCAGGGUGGUUGGGGUGUCUGAUGGUUUGACUUCUGUCUCUUGUCUCUGUCAGAUCUCUCCGGCUGAUGGAAAGAUCCUUCACUUUGGUCGAGUCAAGAACUCAGAGGUGGAGCAGGUGAAGGGGGUCACCUACAGUCUGGAGAACUUCCUGGGUCCACAGAAGAGGCGGGGCAAUGACUCGUCUCCGUCCUCGUCGUCCUUUAAGGACGACCUCCUGUCGUCACCUGAGAACGACCUGUUCCACAUGGUGGUCUACCUGGCUCCAGGUGACUAUCACUGUUUCCACUCGCCCACAGACUGGAGGGUGGAGCUUCGACGUCACUUCCCAGGCUCGUUAAUGUCCGUCAACCCGGGUGUGGCUCGUUUGGUUAAAGAGCUCUUCUGCCUUAACGAGCGUGUGGUGCUCAGCGGCCAAUGGCAGCACGGCUUCUUCUCACUAACGGCGGUCGGAGCCACAAACGUUGGUUCCAUCAAGAUUUACUUUGACCAGGAGCUUCAGACCAACGCUCCACGCUACAGUAAAGGCUCCUUCCACGACCACAGCUACGUUGCCCUAGACGAGCAGGUCUUGAAGGCAGCAGGUGAAGGGGGCGUGGUCUUACAGAAGGGGGCGGCAGUGGGGGAGUUUAACCUCGGCUCCACCAUCGUUCUGCUGUUCGAAGCUCCGAAGGACUUCAGCUUCAACCUGCAGCCGGGACAGCAAAUCAGAGUUGGGGAGGGGAUCGGCAGCCUCUGAUUGGCCGAGCCAUGUACCCAGAGGGAGGGGCCUGACGAUGAGGACCUGCCAGUGACUGAUGAAAGACUGAUUCUGAGGCAUUUUGGGUAAUUUUCUCUGUAACAGAGACACUGUGGAGGACAGCAGCUCCCAGAAUGCCUUGUGCCAAACCUCUCUCUCUGUUUGAUUUUCUGUUCUGUCUCUAUGUCGCUCAUCCACAACUGACAAACGUUUAUAAAACGUUCAAGAAACGGUUUCCAACAAACUGUUGGUCAUGACGUCAUAAAUAAAGUUAGAGUGAAAUCAGAUGUCCCUCUGUCCACUGACGCUCUCAGUCUUUGUCUCUGUUUGGCAUUUCAACCAAUCAGUUGUCAGUUGAGUCUGAGGCAGCUGAUUGGUUGACACCAAACAGGAAGUGACCAAAUGAUGAUGAUGAUGAUGAAGAUGAUGAUUUUGGUGACUGUUGUGUUAUUGUAAAAUAUGUCAUUUUAAUAAAGUUUUCUUUCCCA
Molecule: messenger RNA, 1749 nt
Organism: Epinephelus moara (kelp grouper)
Lineage: Eukaryota; Metazoa; Chordata; Actinopteri; Perciformes; Serranidae
Gene: pisd
Product: phosphatidylserine decarboxylase
Exons: 9
Coding region: 53-1261 (402 amino acids)
Biological process (GO): phosphatidylethanolamine biosynthetic process
Cellular component (GO): mitochondrion
Molecular function (GO): phosphatidylserine decarboxylase activity
Source: RefSeq, a predicted model, not a curated record